Messenger RNA from Rhodofomes roseus, 1767 nucleotides. Its product is annotated as DUF647-domain-containing protein. The record is from RefSeq and is a predicted model, not a curated record. NCBI's taxonomy places the organism in Eukaryota, Fungi, Basidiomycota, Agaricomycetes, Polyporales, Fomitopsidaceae. The coding region runs from base 160 to 1686 and encodes 508 amino acids. The transcript is spliced from 8 exons.
CUCGUCACACCUUGGACUGACACGCAACGCUUGCACCUCAUUUCCGGACUAUCGGUCUCAAGUACUGUGUAUACUUAUCUACUGGAUCGUGGACAUUCUGCGAGUCCUUGUGACGGUCACUAUAGAAUAGCUUACCCCUACAGUACUAGUACAUUGUCGAUGCCACGCAAGGUGGCUGUGAGCGAGCACGAUGAUUCCGGUCGCCUGAUAGCUUCAUACACUAUUGGAGACUCGCUGGCGAAGAAAGAGUUGCCGUCCGAUGCUAUUAGUGUUCAACGCAAACGGAGAACCUGGAGACAUGUCCUCAGCAACGUCUUCCUUCCUGCAGGCUAUCCUGCCACCGUAUCACCUGACUACCUAUGGUAUUCAAUCUACAACGCACUGCAGGCCUUCUGCAGCUCCCUGGCAGGGUUGAUCGCGUCCCGUGCGGUACUACAAGGUCAUGGUGUUGGCAAAGCGGAUGCCUCUGCAACUCACGCCAUCUUCUUGACUGUGAUACAAGACAUAUUUAGUCGUCUAACAACUAUCAUUGCUGCGUACUAUCUGGGCACUUCCCUCUUUCCAGAAGCGAAGACCUACCGUCUCGCCGCAGAUAUAUUCAAUGACGCCUCAAUCAUCUUCGACACGAUUUCACCUCAUCUCGGCUUCUUAGAACUGACAGAUAGAUACCCCUUCGUGCGAUAUGGCACGGGCUCGUCUCUAAGAAUCGCGUCGCUUUGCCUGAGCGGCGCGUUUCGUGCUCUUUGCGGAGUCGUCGCUGGAGGCUCCAAAACGGCGCUGACCGUGCACUUCGCGACGUCUGGUCGAAUAUCUGGUGAUGUGGGCGAUCUGAAUGCCAAGGAUGGUAGCAAAGAGACCGUUCUUGCGCUGCUGGGCAUGCUGGGAGGGUCCCUCGUGAUGCACUACGUUCACGACACAACAUUAACUUUGAUUGUGUUGUUCACCCUCCUUUUCCUUCAUCUUUGGGCGAACUACCGCGCAGUCAGGGUAGUAACACUUCGCACUCUUAACCGGCAGAGGGCCAACAUCGUUUGGACGGCGUACCGGCCCAAGAUGUCCGGAAACCUGGCAGACCAAAGUGGCAGCCCGAAGAUACUCACCCCGGAGGCCGUAUCCGCCCUGGAGUACAUCUUCGUCAACCCAAGCCGCUUGCACGACCUCUCCGCGCGUUCAGCACCCUUGCUAGGUCACUGCCAUAUCGGGUCCUCGUUCGCCGCGAUCACCUCCGGCGCACCGACCAUUCCAGGCGUCGACGCGACGAAGUCGGGCCACAAGGGACUCCACGUCCCAAACGCUUCGCAAAUCGAGUCGAUCCUCGAAUUCUUCGAGGACGAGCAGUACGUCCUCUGGUUCGACCCACACGCCCGCGGGGCCUGUCGCAUGCACAUAUGCUUGAAGGCAGGGCACAAACCUGCGGACCACCUGAAGGCCUGGGCGCACGCGCAAGAGGCUGGGAGGAUCCUUGACGGCCGAGCACCCGGAAGCUUCGACGUGGCCAUGUCCGCAGUCGAGAUCGCCUUUAGUCUGGUGGAGGAGUCCUUCCCUGCGUUCCUGGAGGGAAUCCUCGCUGCAGGCUGGAAGGUCGACGAGGGAGGCAUGGUCGCCGGCUCACCGCUCGUGCUGUCCGUGGACAAUGGCGAGGCGCGCCUGGGAGAAGAGGUAGAUGAAGACCGCAAGAACGUAUAGAUCGCUAGAUCGUGUACAUAGGCAAUGUGAGUAGAUGAGGAUUAGAGCCGAAGUGGCGGCCGCACUGGCCUGUGUCUCGCC